Messenger RNA from Danio aesculapii, 3359 nucleotides. It is a transcript of the gene hace1, whose product is annotated as HECT domain and ankyrin repeat containing E3 ubiquitin protein ligase 1. The record is from RefSeq and is a predicted model, not a curated record. Gene Ontology annotation, cellular component: nucleus. Gene Ontology annotation, biological process: proteasome-mediated ubiquitin-dependent protein catabolic process; protein polyubiquitination; positive regulation of protein catabolic process. The transcript is spliced from 24 exons. The coding region runs from base 176 to 2893 and encodes 905 amino acids. Lineage: Eukaryota; Metazoa; Chordata; Actinopteri; Cypriniformes; Danionidae. Gene Ontology annotation, molecular function: ubiquitin-protein transferase activity; protein binding.
ACCAUGAGGAAAUAUUGUACCAAAAUGAAUCAUAGAGCGGCGGAGGGAUGUUCUGCGGCGGAAUGAGUCGUGAACGCAAGCAGCAGCUGAUGGAUGAGGUCGAGGGUUUGCCAUUUCACAGAGAAAGAGAGCAGAUGAGCGUUGAAUGAGCUGAAUUCACUGCUGGAUAUCUCGUAUGAUGGAACGGGCGAUGGAGCAUCUGAACGUGCAGCUGAAUAGAUUGACGCGCUCUUUGCGUCGCGCCAGGACUGUGGAGCUCCCCGAAGACAGUGAAACCGCAGUGUACACCCUCAUGCCCAUGGUCAUGGCUGACCAGCACAGGUCAGUUUCUGAAUUGCUUUUAAACUCUAAGUUUGAUGUCAACUACGCCUUUGGACGUGUUAAAAGAAGCCUUCUACACAUCGCUGCCAAUUGUGGAUCAGUAGAGUGUCUUGUCCUGCUGUUAAAGCGUGGAGCGAAUCCGAACUAUCAGGACAUUUCCGGCUGCACACCUCUGCAUCUGGCUGCCAGAAACGGGCAGAAGAAAUGUAUGGGCAGACUGUUAGAGUACAAUGCUGAUGUUAAUAUCUGCAAUAAUGAAGGCCUCACUGCUAUUCAUUGGCUUGCAGUGAACGGACGGACAGAAUUACUUCAUGACCUGGUGCAGCACGUGACUAAUGUUGACGUGGAGGAUGCCAUGGGACAGACAGCCUUACAUGUGGCCUGCCAAAACGGACACAAGACUACAGUGCAGUGUCUUCUGGACAGUGGAGCAGACAUCAACAGGCCCAAUGUGUCUGGAGCUACACCACUCUAUUUCGCCUGCAGUCACGGUCAGAGGGACACGGCACAGAUUCUCCUCCUCAGGGGAGCCAAGUAUCUUCCGGACAGGAAUGGGGUUACACCACUCGACUUGUGUGUUCAGGGCGGCUAUGGCGAGACGUGUGAAAUUCUCAUUCAGCAUCAUGGCCGACUGUUUCAGACGUUGAUACAGAUGACCCAGAAUGAUGACAUUAAAGAGAACAUGCUGAGGCAGGUUCUAGAACAUGUUUCGCAGCAGAAUGACUCCAACUACCAAAGGAUCUUGACCAGCUUGGCGGAAGUGGCCACCACAAAUGGACACAAACUGCUGAGUUUGUCCAGUAACUUUGAUGUCCAAACUAAGAGUUUACUGCGGAUCAUUCGGAUCUUCUGCCACGUGUUCUGUCUUGGACCGUCUUCCCCAAACAAUGGGAAUGACAUGGGCUACAAUGGAAAUAAGACGCCCCGUAGCCAAGUGUUUAAGCCUCUGGAGCUGUUAUGGCACUCUCUGGAUGAAUGGUUGGUGCUCAUCUCCACCGAGCUGGAGAAGGAGAUCACAGACGCCACACGCUCGUCCUCAGGAAAUGACAUCGCCUCUCUCUUCCUGAAAAAGCAGGAAGUUGACCCCUCAGUUUCCAGUGAAAACCCUCCGCUUCUGCUGGAUGCCAGUUCUGUGAUGAAGACGCCCGAGGUUUACGCUGACGGUCAGGAUGUCAUCUCAAUGAUCGCCAAUCGCCUGAGCGCUGUCAUCCAGGCCUUCUACAUGUGCUGCUCCUGUCAGAUGCCACACGGCAUGACCUCCCCACGAUUCAUCGAGUUUGUCUGCAAACAUGAUGAAGUGCUGAAAUGUUUUGUGACGAGGAAUCCCAAAAUCAUCUUCAACCACUUUCACUUUCUGCUGGAGUGUCCUGAGCUCAUGUCUCGCUUUAUGCACAUUAUCAAGGGCCAGCCGUUUAAAGACCGGUGUGAGUGGUUUUAUGAACAUCUUCUUGCUGGACAGCCAGACUCCGAUAUGGUGCAUCGGCCGGUUAAUGAAAACGACAUCCUUCUCGUGCACAGAGAUUCAUUAUUCAGAAGCAGCUGUGAAGUCGUAUCCAAGUCCUCCAAUGAGAAACUCAAGCAAGGCAUCGCCGUGCGGUUUCACGGUGAAGAGGGAAUGGGUCAGGGAGUGGUCAGAGAGUGGUUUGACAUUCUUUCCAAUGAGAUCAUCAACCCUGAUUAUGCACUCUUCACGCAAUCUGCCGAUGGUACCACAUUUCAACCCAACAGUAACUCCUCUGUAAACCCGGAUCAUCUGAACUACUUCCGAUUUGCUGGUCAAAUCCUGGGUCUGGCACUCUAUCAUCGACAGCUGGUGAACAUCUACUUCACACGCUCCUUUUACAAGCAUAUUCUGGGAAUCCCAGUGAGCUAUCAGGAUGUGUCUUCCAUUGACCCAGAGUAUGCAAAAAAUCUUCAGUGGAUUCUGGACAACGACAUCAGUGACCUCGGCCUGGAGCUCACCUUCUCUGUCGAGACUGAUGUGUUUGGCACAAUGGAAGAGGUUCCUCUCAAACCAGGAGGAACUACCAUUCAGGUCACCCAAGACAACAAGGAGGAGUAUGUGCAGCUGGUGACGGAGCUCAGGAUGACCCGAGCGAUUCAGCCGCAGAUCAAUGCUUUCCUGCAGGGCUUUCACACUUUCAUCCCCCCCUCGCUCAUCCAGCUCUUUGAUGAAUAUGAGCUGGAGCUGCUGUUAUCAGGCAUGCCUGAAAUCGAUGUGAUGGACUGGAAGAGGAACACCGAGUACACCAGUGGCUAUGACCUGCAGGAGCCUGUUAUACAGUGGUUUUGGGAAGUGGUUGAAAAUCUCACUCAAGAAGAAAGAGUGCUUCUCUUACAGUUCGUGACAGGAAGUUCGAGGGUCCCUCAUGGAGGCUUUGCUUUUCUCAUGGGUGGCAGUGGUCUGCAGAAGUUCACUGUCGCCGCUGUGCCCUACACAUCAAACCUACUGCCUACCUCUAGUACAUGCAUUAACAUGUUGAAGCUCCCAGAAUACCCCAGCAAGGACGUCCUGCGGGAUCGCUUGCUCGUCGCACUGCAUUGUGGGAGUUACGGAUACACCAUGGCGUGACACAGGUUUUCUGUAUUAGCUGUGAUUUUUCUGCUUUAGAGACACGACGCGCGCACACACACACGCACACACACACACACACGACUCAGUUCAGGGAUUCCUCAACACUAUAAUUCAAAACAUUUCUUUUUUUGGCUAAAUGAAGUCACUGACAAGGUCAUCAGUGAAUAAUGACAAGGUUUAUUGAUUCUUCAGACACUGAGGCUGCUUUGAUGUUUGUCAUAUUUCAUCAUAAAUUCAAGACAACACAAUAUUUUGCAUAAAGGAAACAUUUUAAUAGUCUUUUUUUGUUCAACUUUUUUUCCAUUGCUGAAACUGUCAAUUUACUGUAUUAUAUCAGAUACACUAUUAUUAUUGCAACUAUUAUUAUUAUUAUUAUUAUUAUUAUUAUUAUUAUUAUUAUUAUUAUUAUUAUUAUUAUUACUAUUACUAUUAUUAUUAUUAUUAUUAUUAUUAUUAUUAAUGU